Molecule: messenger RNA, 1894 nt
Organism: Amorphotheca resinae ATCC 22711
Lineage: Eukaryota; Fungi; Ascomycota; Leotiomycetes; Helotiales; Amorphothecaceae
Exons: 10
Coding region: 279-1622 (447 amino acids)
Cellular component (GO): cytoplasm
Molecular function (GO): ATP binding; kinase activity
Source: RefSeq, a predicted model, not a curated record
GUAUAAUUACCCUCACGUGCUCUAUCCAUUUAUCUGGCUCUUAGGUAAAUAUAUUGAGGUUGUGGAAACGCUCAGAGAUAAGGAUAGCAUCGACCCCCUCGCUCACUUAUUUCUUCAUUCCCUCAGCCUUUGUGCUAGCAAACUUGGUCGUUUUCGCGCAAGAUGCGGUUCUAAGAGCUAUCUACAUCUCAAGACAGAUUGGCACUUGCACGGGAGAGCUGUCCUGUUCUCUGGCACACUCAUCAAGUCUGACACUCAGGAUUCAGUGAACCGUCACCAUGGCCGAUAUUGUGCGUGAGCGGGCUCAUUAUUCACCACCUUGGGCAGACGUCAGCAUCAUCGGUAUAGCUGGGUCCUCAGGAUCAGGUAAAUCCACAUUAUCUCAUGCGAUCGUGUCCAAAUUAAAUCUGCCCUGGGUUGUCAUUCUCUCAAUGGAUUCGUUCUACAAGACGUUGGAUGAGGAAUCGUCUCGGCGGGCCUUCAGGAACGAGUAUGAUUUCGACUCGCCCGAAGCUAUUGAUUUCGAUGUUCUGGUGAGCCGCUUGCGCGACCUCAAAGCAGGAAAGAGGGCAGAAAUCCCAAUCUACUCGUUUGCAAAACACGCGAGAGAAGAGAGGACUACUUCUAUAUACUCUCCCCACGUUCUGAUCUUGGAGGGUAUAUUUGCUUUGUACGAUCCUCGUGUCCUUGAGUUGCUGGAUAUGAAGAUUUUCUGUGAAGCUGACGCAGAUACGUGUCUAUCCCGAAGAAUUUUACGAGAUGUCGCAGAGCGUGGCAGGGACAUUGAAGGCUGUAUCAAGCAGUGGUUUGGUUUCGUGAAGCCGAAUUUUGAACGAUACGUGGAACCCCAAAGAAAGGUGGCUGAUGUAAUUGUGCCGAGAGGGGUUGAGAACAGAGUUGCCAUCACUAUGGUUGUUCAAUACAUCGAGCGCAAGUUGAUUGAAAAGUCCAAAUCUCAUCGCGCCGCCCUCAAGAAACUAGGCCAAAGCGCCGAGGAUGACCCCCUGUCGGCAAAUGUUCUGCUCCUCGACCAAACUCCUCAACUUCGAGGGAUGAGUACCAUAAUUCAGGACAUAGAUACUCCAGCAGAGGACUUCAUAUUCUAUUUUGACCGGCUAGCUACAUUUCUCGUGGAACACGCCAUGAAUAAUGUCUAUUUCAAGGAGAAAACUGUUGAAACUCCAGUAGGCAAUAAGUAUCGAGGUUUGUCACCGACGGGUGAGGUCAGUGCGGUUAUUGUUCUUCGCGCCGGUGCUGCUUUUGAGACAGGAUUAAAGCGAGUAAUUCCAGACUGCAGAACGGGACGUCUUCUCAUCCAAUCCAAUGUUCGUACAGGCGAACCGGAGUUGCACUAUCUGAAACUUCCAGAAGAUAUCAAAACGCAUGACAGUGUGCUCUUAUUAGAUCCCCAAAUGUCGAGCGGAGGGGCUGCCUUGAUGGCAGUGCAAGUCCUUGUGGACCACGGCGUUCCAGAAGAAAAGAUUGUCUUCGUCACUUAUUUUGCUGGAAGGAUCGGUCUCAACAGAUUAACGAAUGUGUUCCCAGGUGUUAGAGUGGUUGUGUCCACUAUAGUUGCAGACUUUGAGGAGAGAUGGAUCGAGAAGCGUUACUUCGGCUGCUGAUGUCAAAGAUGGAUCUCGAUAUAAUCGACCUGCGGGAAAUCUAUGCGGAUAACUUUGGGUUUACCUACCUUAUCUGAGAUCUAUUCUACAAUUUAAGAUCUGGAUCGGUUUAGCUUCAGGGGACUUGGAACUGACUUGGAACUGAAGGCCGUCGACAGCAUGCCAAGAGUCCUAUGGUUCUUACCCGAGCCUCGAAUGGAACCAAAAUUAUGGCUCAGCCUCCAAACAAUUGUAACCUUUCCCCAACAGCGAUAGCGAAACUAGGUCCGCAU